AGUACCAAAGAUCAAGACAAAGAAGCGGAUGUUGUUGAUAGCAGCACGCCAGACCGCAUAACUUGAAAAACAGAAUCAGUCAUCAAAAAGUCGUCGACGCUGGUAGUUUCGUUGUCCGACAAUCCGUCUCUCGCUUCUUAUGUUAAGUCUAGUGACUAGAUCGAAAAAGACAAUUCGUUAGAUCGUGCACGAGGAAGAAAAAAAAAAAAGAAGUCAUUUCGAGCAAAGGAGGAAGUUGUUUCGUCAGCAUAAAAUGAAGGAACAUCGGAACAUGAUUGCUGCGUUGAACAUUGUCAUUGUCCUGUUACAGGUGUUCAACGUUCACAGUGAUUCCCGUCAAUGGUACGAGAAUCCCCGCGUUUCUUUAUCGGAAAGCUGGAGAUUACCUAUUAAUCAAUACGACGCAAAGGUAGAAACCAAACGAUCCACGAGGCAGAUAAACAACGCCGCGAUAUCAGAAAGUGAUAAUAUCGUGUUUCCCGAUACCAACGUCAAAUCAAUGAGAAUGGAAACGGCACCUUCUUGUCAAGAGCAAACCUUCUGCGAGGAUGUUCCAAAUUAUCCUUCGAAUUUGGUGAAAGAAAUUAUUAGCAAAAAUCCGCAUCUUAAAAAUUAUAAAACUGUCGACAUGUUGGAAACAUUUAGAUCCAAGGUAGACAAUUCCUUUCUCGAUACGGAAUCACUCUGUGCGUCAAUUGAGCAAAUCGUCAUUCCAAAAACAGCGCAAAAUAUAAAAAACGAGUGGUUAUACAUUGUUAAUAACGAAGAUGUAGUACAGGGAGUGCGGAUAGAAAAAUGCUUGAACGAAAACUCAAGCUGCAAGUUAAUCGAUGGUUUUGCGGGAGGAUACAAAACCAUCUGUAAACAGAAAUACAUUUACCAUCAACUCGUAGGACUUACGAAUAAUAACUCGCUUUCCUAUGAAUCUUUUCGGUUUCCGUCCAGUUGUUGCUGUCACGUUAAAUUUGUCGGCACCUCGAUACGAUUCGGCCAAAUAGACGUUCAAACGGAAUCAGACAACACCAAUUGAUCUCAUUCAAUUUAUCCAAUUUUUAUUUUAUAUCGACGAAUAAAAUAAAUUUCUCAUUUUGUUUUGUA
This is a messenger RNA of Frieseomelitta varia, 1098 nucleotides long. Its product is annotated as protein spaetzle-like. Lineage: Eukaryota; Metazoa; Arthropoda; Insecta; Hymenoptera; Apidae. Gene Ontology annotation, molecular function: Toll binding; growth factor activity. Gene Ontology annotation, biological process: regulation of Toll signaling pathway; innate immune response; central nervous system formation. Gene Ontology annotation, cellular component: extracellular region. Bases 254 to 1030 code for a protein of 258 amino acids. The transcript is spliced from 6 exons. The record is from RefSeq and is a predicted model, not a curated record.